AUUUGAAGUUUUGUGAUUGGCUGUCAGCAGCUGUUCUGGCAAAAGGGAGAGAAGAAAGGGGAGGGGCAGCAACAUCCAGCUGUCAGCCAAUCAGCAUUUACAGUUGUAUAAUAAGUAAUUACUUAUGUACAGAACGGAAGGGAGGGAGAGAGACCGAAAGAAAGGGAGGGAGAAAAAAGAAGGGAGGAGGGAGAGAGAGGAGAGAACAUAGAGAGGGAGAGAGGGAGGAGAGCUCACUAAGCAGAGAGCGCUCACACAAACUGCUCUUCAAAGGAGGAGAUAAUGAAAAGCAGCAUGACAGCCCGAGAGGUGAGUGGCAGCAGGAGCGGAGAAAGUUUCUGAUCUGAGUCACACAGACCCUCCACACAGCUCUAAAAGCCCUCCACAACAGACCCUCCACACAGCUCUAAAAGCCUCCACGCUGACGAGGAGCAGAUGGACGUGAGGAGAAGACCGAGGAGGAAUUAAUGCCCCAGACUCCUCAUUUACAGAGGAGUCAGAGGUGCCGAGAGCCGUAGGUGACCGUCACGCAGUGACCUCGGAGCACCUGCUUCUCCUGGACCGGGGGUGCCCUUCAAUCAAAGGAUUCCAUGGAGAUUUUCAUGGCAAAGUUGUGCCCAAAACAAGUCCAACCAGACAGCUCAACAUCUUUUCCUGUGACUUUAUGACCUCUCAUACGAUGACCAGCAAGUCUUUCAAGCAUAGAAUAUGGAUGUCAUAUUUCCCUGCCCUCAAUCAGACAGUGGCUACCGACACCAAUGCUGACAUGAUGCUGGGCUUGGCUUUACCAAGAUGUUAACCACAGAGCAGAACCUGGAGGCAGGGGCAGCAGCAUGGUCAAUCUGACGCCCAGUGCUUCCCCUUGGGCGGGGCGCGUGCCACCGGGAGGGUACAAUUACCUGGCUCUGGUGUGUGGUGUUCCGCUCAUCCUCAUCAUUAUCCUGGGGAACGUUCUGGUGUGCCUGAGUGUUCUCACCGAGAGGUCACUGAAAACGGCGACUAAUUACUUCAUCGUCAGCUUGGCUGUGUCAGACCUCUUGCUAGCCGUGCUGGUGCUGCCUCUGUAUGUCUACUCGGAGUUUCUUGGGGGGGUGUGGACCCUGAGCAUGUUUAUCUGUGAUGCUUUGAUGACUAUGGAUGUUAUGCUCUGCACAGCCUCCAUCCUCAACCUGUGUGCCAUCAGUGUGGACAGGUACAUUGCUGUUGUGGUCCCCCUUAGGUACAACAGAAACCAGUUUAGCAUGCGCCAGCUAGCUCUGAUUGGAGCCACAUGGCUGCUGUCCUUGACUGUGGCCAGCCCGGUCAUCUUUGGACUGAACCAGGUGCCGGACCGGAACCCACACGUGUGUAAGCUGGAGGACGAUCGCUUUGUGGUCUAUUCGUCCAUCUGCUCCUUCUUUGUGCCCUGCCCAGUCAUGCUCUUCCUGUACUACUGGAUGUUCCGGGGCCUGCGCCGCUGGAGCUCAGGCCGCAGCCGCUCCCACUUCAGGCGGCCAGCGAGGGGCCCCCAGAGCCUGUCCCUGAGGCUGGGCCCAGCCCUGCAGAAGGAGAAGGAGAAGGGCCAGGCACGGGAAAAGGUUGUGGCCCUUGUGCCAGGAGGCCACAGGCCCAACUCAUUAUCCGCCACACCCGCUACACCCAUAACCUCUGCUCCACCUGGACCUCCAGUCUCCCCCGACGCCACCACACCAACCAGCCCUCUGAGUCCCAUCAGCCCGGUAACCCUGACAACAGACGAGGCUCAGCUACCGUUGGGGACAGAGAGUGACCCCUUGACCACUCAACUGGACAGUGCGUCGGAUGCUGAGCCCACGGACAGAGCGCGUAACGCAAGUGGACCGAGGGAGAAUGGGCUGGCUAAGAACCAUGGCUCCCGAAGGUCACGUCGCCACAGUAAAAGCAGCCGUGUGAGUGGGCGGGAGCGCAAGGCCAUGAAGGUGCUGCCGGUGGUCGUAGGUGUGUUCCUGGCCUGCUGGACUCCUUUCUUUGUAGUUCAUGUCACCAACGUCCUCUGUGUCACCUGCAAAAUCGAGCCGCAACUAAUCAGUGUGGUGACGUGGCUGGGCUACGUCAACAGUGCAGUGAACCCCAUCAUCUACACCGCCUUCAAUGCAGAGUUCAGGAACGUCUUUCACAAACUCCUCUGCUGUCGGACAUGAAGCCUACAUUACUCCACCAAGGGUAAAAAAAGACAUACUGAAGACCCUCAGAUAUAUGGGGUCACUGUGGAAUGACAAGAUGUUAACAAUGCCUUAGUCAAUAUGACUGAACACAAAAAAAGAUGCUGCUGCUUGCCUUGUAAUAUAUUCUCAAUCCUUUUUCAAUGAUUGUUUGAGGUACACUCCAGAAUACUGUUGAUAUCAUGGCCCAGAGGCAUAAAACAUGUGAACAUGUCAUCAAAAGAGUCUUGACUGUACUUGAUGUGCAUGUAAUGUACAGAUAUACUGUAUCUAUCUCCAUUUUAUGACGAUUCAUUGAGUUUCCAACCCUUCCAUCUCAACGUGAACAUAUUCUUUGAUUUUCUGAUUAAACAUUUCCUUGUUUAUGCGUUUACUAACACAAUCAUUGCCAUUGAAUACGCAUACACUUAUGUGUGCCAAUGACAGCCAGAGGCAUGAUCCAGUGAUGGCGUUCAGCUAAAAUACUUUUCAAUGUUAUUUAUUCAAACACAGGAAACACCAAGGUGUAAAAUCAGAAAUGUUUGGUAUUGUUUGGCAACUCUGUUUUUCCAACCCUAUACUGAUGGCCCAAGGUGUGCUGUAAAUAAGUAUGUUAACUCUGGUUUUCCAACCCUAUACUGAAGGCCCAAAGUGUGCUGUAAAUAAGUAUGUUAACUCAAAUGACUCGUGUGCAGUACAUGUGUUUUAUUGUACUGAUAUUAAAAUGUGAUAGUAGAGAAUAUUGAAUGGCGUGCUAUAUUUCAGGGGUAAUUAUCAUUCUGCGGAUAUUAAACAUAUCGUAUUUCUUACAUCUAAAGUCUAUGUAAGUGCUUCAAACGUUCUACAAGGAGACUGCUGUGUUCAUUUCAGCUGUA
Messenger RNA from Clupea harengus (Atlantic herring), 3034 nucleotides. It is a transcript of the gene drd4-rs, whose product is annotated as dopamine receptor D4 related sequence. Gene Ontology annotation, molecular function: G protein-coupled receptor activity; dopamine neurotransmitter receptor activity, coupled via Gi/Go. The record is from RefSeq and is a predicted model, not a curated record. Gene Ontology annotation, biological process: negative regulation of voltage-gated calcium channel activity; negative regulation of adenylate cyclase activity; negative regulation of cytosolic calcium ion concentration. NCBI's taxonomy places the organism in Eukaryota, Metazoa, Chordata, Actinopteri, Clupeiformes, Clupeidae. Gene Ontology annotation, cellular component: plasma membrane.